AUGACUUCACAUCCAAUUCAUGAGAACGUAACAAUAUCAUUAGAAAAUCUUUCAAAUGAAAUAUAUAAAUUAGUCUCAUCCAUUCGACCUGAUUGGAAUAGUUCAAAUACUCGUUUAGUAACAUUUACAGAAGGUAUAACAAAUUCAAUUGUAGGUCUUUUUGAUACUCGAACACCUGAUGAUGAAUCUGAAGCAUUAGUUAUUAAAAUAUUUGGUUCAAAUACCGAAUUAUUUAUUGAUCGUAGUUCCGAAAUGAAUGCAAUGAUAAAAUUAUCUGAAAAUAAUGUUUUAUCACAACGUGUACUUAUUGAAUUUAAUAAUGGUUUAAUUUAUGAAUAUGCAUCAGGUAGAGCAUGUUCAAGAGAAGAUGUACGAAAAGAUAAUAUAUCAAAAUUAAUUGCUAUUAAACUUGCACAAUUUCAUAAUGUACCUAUGACAAAAACUGAAACACCACAUACCAUAACACUUAUACGAAAAUUUAUUAAAUUAAUUAAUGAAAAAGAAGAGAUAUCAAAAUAUAUUUCUGAUAUUGAUAUUAUUGAAAAACGUAUUCUUCCACAUCUUAUACCAAAUCCUUUAAUUGGUAAAGAUCUUGUUCUUUGUCAUAAUGAUUUACUUGUUAAAAAUAUAAUUUAUAAUGAUAAAACUGAUAAAAUCUCAUUUAUUGAUUUUGAAUAUACACAUUUAAAUUAUGCUUUAUUUGAUAUUGCAAAUCACUUUGUUGAAUAUGCUGGUGUUGAUAAUGCUGAUUUUACUUUAUAUCCAACACGUGAUGAACAAAAGCGAUGGUUAAAAUUUUAUUUUCAAACACGCGGAAUGAAUGAACAAAUAAUAGACGAUAAUUUAUGUCAUCUUGUUGAUCAAUUUUCUGCUCUUGCUCAUCUUAUGUGGGGAUUAUGGGCGUUAGUUCAAUCAAAUAUAUCAUCAUUAGAUUUUGAUUAUGUUAAUUAUGCCAAAUUAAGAUUGGAUUCUUAUCAAAAAUUAAGAACAAUUCUUUUUCAAAGCAUUGAAAAAUAA
Adineta steineri is the source of this 1017-nucleotide messenger RNA. The record is from the annotation of a GenBank genome assembly. Lineage: Eukaryota; Metazoa; Rotifera; Eurotatoria; Adinetida; Adinetidae.